Molecule: messenger RNA, 2070 nt
Organism: Sorghum bicolor (sorghum)
Lineage: Eukaryota; Viridiplantae; Streptophyta; Magnoliopsida; Poales; Poaceae
Product: glucan endo-1,3-beta-glucosidase, acidic isoform
Exons: 3
Coding region: 121-2055 (644 amino acids)
Biological process (GO): carbohydrate metabolic process
Cellular component (GO): plasma membrane
Molecular function (GO): hydrolase activity, hydrolyzing O-glycosyl compounds
Source: RefSeq, a predicted model, not a curated record
AAUACGGCCCCGUUGCCUCGGUGAAUUGCAUGCAGAGUGCAGUACAGCAUCAGUCACAGUAGUAGUCAUCUGGCUAUACCUGUUAAGAUACUCUUCACAUACCUGAUCGAUCCUUGCAAGAUGGCGAGGCAGUGUAUCGCUUCCAUGCUUGCACUGGCAUUGCUCCUCGGAGCAUUUGCAGCCAUUCCUACAGGAGUGCAAGCCAUCGGGGUGUGCUACGGCGUGAACGGCGACAACCUGCCGUCGGCGAGCGACGUGGUGAAACUGUACCAGUCCAACGGCAUCAACCUGAUGCGCAUCUACUUCGCGGACACCAACGCGCUCAACGCGCUGAGCGGCAGCAACAUCGGGGUGAUCAUGGACGUGCCCAACACGGACCUCUCCUCGCUGGCCUCCGACCCGAGCGCGGCGGCGACGUGGGUGAAGAGCAACGUGCAGGCGUUCCCGGGGGUCAACUUCAAGUACAUCGCCGUCGGCAACGAGGUCUCCGGCGGGGACACCAACAACAUCCUCCCCGCCAUGAAGAACGUCAACUCGGCGCUGUCCAACGCCGGGCUGGGAAAGAUCAAGGUGUCCACGGCGGUGCAGAGCGGCGUCACGCAGGGGUACCCGCCGUCGCAGGGCAGCUUCUCGCAGAGCUACAUGGCGCCCAUCGCGCAGUACCUGCAGAGCACGGGGGCCCCGCUGCUCUGCAACGUCUACCCCUACUUCUCCUACACGGGCAACGAGGCCCAGAUCGCCCUCAGCUACGCGCUCUUCACGUCGCCGGGGACCGUCGUGCAGGACGGCAGCAACGCGUACCAGAACCUCUUCGACGCGCUCGUCGACACCUUCGUGUCCGCGCUCGAGAACGCCGGCGCCGGGAACGUCGGCGUCGUCGUGUCCGAGAGCGGCUGGCCGUCCGCCGGCGGCGACGCCGCCACGCCGGGGAACGCGCAGACCUACAACCAGAACCUCAUCAACCAUGUCGGGAAGGGCACGCCCAAGCGCCCCGGCGCCAUCGAGACCUACAUCUUCGCCAUGUUCAACGAGGACAAGAAGACGGGAGCCGAGACGGAGAGGCACUUCGGACUCUUCAACCCGGACAAAUCGCCGGCGUACUCCAUCAUUAUGUACGUACGUACAGGAGUCAAAUCCAUCGGCGUGUGCUACGGCGUGAACGGCGACAACCUGCCGCCGGCGAGCGACGUGGUGCAGCUCUACCAGUCCAACGGCAUCAACCUCAUGCGCAUCUACUUCCCGGACACCAACGCGCUGAACGCGCUGAGCGGCAGCAACAUCGGCGUGAUCAUGGACGUGCCCAACUCGGACCUCUCCUCGCUGGCCUCCGACCCGAGCGCGGCGGCGACGUGGGUGCAGAGGAACUUGCAGGCGUUCCCGGGGGUCAACUUCAAGUACAUCGCCGUCGGCAACGAGGUCUCCGGCGGGGACACCAACAGCAUCCUCCCCGCCAUGCAGAACGUCAACUCCGCGCUCGCCAACGCCGGGCUCGGAGGCAUCAAGGUGUCCACGGCGGUGGAGAGCGGCGUCACCCAGGGCUUCCCGCCGUCGCAGGGCAGCUUCUCGCAGGGUUACAUGGGGCCCAUCGCGCAGUACCUGCAGAGCACGGGGGCCCCGCUGCUCUGCAACGUCUACCCCUACUUCUCCUACACGGGCAACGAGGCCCAGAUCGCCCUCAGCUACGCGCUCUUCACGUCGCCGGGGACCGUCGUGCAGGACGACGACGGCAACGCGUACCAGAACCUCUUCGACGCGCUCGUCGACACCUUCGUGUCCGCGCUCGAGAACGCCGGCGCCGGGAACGUCGGCGUCGUCGUGUCCGAGAGCGGGUGGCCGUCGGACGGCGGCGACGCCGCCACACCAGGGAACGCGCAGACCUACAACCAGAACCUCAUCAACCAUGUCGGGCAGGGCACGCCGAAGCGCCCCGGCGCCAUCGAGACCUACAUCUUCGCCAUGUUCAACGAGGACAAGAAGACGGGAGCGGAGACGGAGAGGCACUUCGGACUCUUCAACCCGGACAAAUCUCCGGCGUACCCCAUCAAUUUCUCCUAAACAAGUGGGACGCAU